AUGUCGUUCGCAAACAUUGAUCUUGAAGCCCAAAAGCAGCCACUUUUGCGCAAGACUCACGCGUCAAACCAUGCAACUACAGAUAUAGGGGGAAAUUCAAGUGCUAGCAGUAAUAAAAACUACGGUAGCAACAAUAUUAGCGGUAGUAACAAUAUUAGCGGUAGUAACAAUAAUGGUAACAACAAUGCUGUUGGUGGUGUUGCUGUUGGUGUUGCUGUUGGUCCUAACGGUAAUGAUAAUAAUGAUGAUCCGUUAGACACGAUUAUUCACAAAACAUCAAUAGAGUUGCAGAAUCUCAGCCAGCUUAUAUCGCAAUUUGAUAAUCAGAGAAGACAACUUGGUACCAAAAGAGACUGCGUUGAGCUUCGACGAAAUAUCGAAACCUCGACUACAAACAUUACUGAACUUUUACGGGCCAUCGAAGCGCUAGUGGUCAGAUUGACAACUCUAGUAAAUUCUGCUCAUGGUAGUCGAGAUAGUAACCAUAACCAAGAAAGAAAAGAAGUUGGUAAGGUUAAGGUUUCGAGUCGGCAGAUUAUGAUGAAAGAGAAAUUGACAAGUGAGUUUCUGGAGUUGGAGAAGAAGUUUGCCAAUCUGAAAAAAUUGUUUGAUGAAAAGAAAAAAGUAUUUGUGAUUCCGCAAACCCAUACUGUUUCUGAGAAUGGGAGGAGUGGUGUUGGACAAGGCAUCGAAGAUGAAAGUCCGAAUCAGCUGCAAAUACAAAUGCAAGUGCAAGAGAAUGAAGAUCCAGAAUUGGUUGAGCAAACGGAAUUGCAAUACCAUUUGCUUUUGACGGAAGAGAGAAACAGGGAGAUUGAACAAGUGGCCAACGGUGUGAUGGAGGUUAACUCGAUUUUCAAAGACCUUAAUCAGUUAUUGCAUCAGCAAGGUGAACAAAUAAACACUGUUGAAGACAAUAUUCUACAAUUGCAUGGCCAUACACAACAAGCAGAUCGCGAGCUACAUAAAGCACACGAAUAUCAAAAGAAAAAGGGUCGCUGGUCUUGUAUCUUUCUAGUUGCCAUCUGCGUCUUUGUUCUUAUCGUAGUGCUUGUUGUCCUCAGUUAG
Messenger RNA from Lodderomyces elongisporus, 1068 nucleotides. It is a transcript of the gene VAM3, whose product is annotated as SNAP receptor. Lineage: Eukaryota; Fungi; Ascomycota; Pichiomycetes; Serinales; Debaryomycetaceae. Gene Ontology annotation, molecular function: SNAP receptor activity; SNARE binding. The coding region runs from base 1 to 1068 and encodes 355 amino acids. Gene Ontology annotation, cellular component: membrane; endomembrane system; SNARE complex. The transcript has a single exon. The record is from RefSeq and is a predicted model, not a curated record. Gene Ontology annotation, biological process: Golgi to vacuole transport; vesicle fusion; intracellular protein transport.